GAAAGUGGUCGGAGUGGUUGGGAAAGUGGAACGUAACGUGAUCGAAGAAACAGUGAUUGAAGCGUUACUUUAGUCGACUACUGAACUGGCAUACUUACCGAGAAACAGGAAACACGUACCUCGUUUUGUGUGGCGAGCGAUCCCUCGCCAUCUACCGUGCACUUCGAAUUCGCUACGCACUCGGUUUUCGGGCGUCUGACGCUGUUUGUUUUGAUCCGAUCAGCUGCCUUCCUACGGGUGAGCAUGAUAUGUUGACUUGCUCCCGCGGUUUUACACGAAACAUACGCAGCGACGCAGCCGUAUUGGCCGUAUCUUGUCGCGCUGGACUUUCAUCAUGUAAAAGGGCCCCACAUUUGUUGGCUCUGAGGAUGCCCAGUAGGUCCCGGUGAGAGAUGGGUGAACCGCAGGUGAUGGAAGCCUUUGAGAAAAUGAAGGAUUUGUCACACAUGGAGUUUUCGUCAGGAAUGGAGAGUUCAUCAGAGACAUUGCUGCAAGCUGAAGAGAGGGUUCAGUUUGAUGAAAUGGGAACUACAUGUUUUGCAAACUGGCAAGAGGUGGAGCUGUCCUUCCGGCACCUUAAUGGGCAUUCAGUUGCUCCUGGUGACAAGAUCAAGAUAUACAAGUAUGGGUGGGAGGAUGCCAAAGACUUUGUCAUUGAACUCGACUCUUCCACAUUUUACAUCUGCCCCCUUGCUCCAAGCUAUGCAGCUAAAUUUUAUGUUUCGGAGUUGGAUCCAGACUGCAUUUACCAGGCCUGCUACAUGGUCGGAGAUGAAAUUCUUGGAAGGAGUGGUUUGUUUCGAAUCCUGCCCAACGAUGAUGCUGAUGAGCUGAUUGUCCUAAAACCAGCAGAGCUUGCACAGCUCAUGAGUUUCAGGUCUUCCUACAGGGUUGCACAGGCCGACUGCAAGAUGCUUCAGCACAAGCUGCGUGUGGCACAGCGCAGCCUUGAGGAAGAGCAGAGCAAGACUUCUGGACUUUCACAAGAAAUAAAAUUUCUGAGCCAUGACCUGUUGCAACAAAAGGCACUCAAUAAGGAUCUGCAGAAGGAGGCUUCUUUCUACAAGGGCAUGUAUGAAGAGAAGGAGACAGAACUGACUCACAAGGUGUCUGAGAUGACUGCUACUCUCAGAGAAAUGGACAUCCUCAAGUGUGAUCAUCAAAGUCUCGAAGAGGACUGUGAACUGUUGAGUAAAGCUUAUGAAAACACAAAGGAACAGCUCUGUGCACAUGAGAGCACCAAGCUGCUGCUACACUCGGAGUUAGUGUCCCUUAAAGAGAGCAAGGGCAAGUGUUCAGAAAAGCUUUCCGAAGUGAUGGCUGAGAAUGGCUUACUUAGGGAAGAGGUUGAGAGACUUUGUCUGAAACCACUGGUUGCCGAUGCUACAGUUGGCACCAGCGAUGAGGAAGAAGCAUUUGACAAUGAGGUGAACAACAAUGUUGUGCUGAGCACUUGCGCUGCCACUGAGCUCGAGGACAAGGUAAAGGAGCUCAUUGCCAGGCUGAAUGCUGCGGCUGACGAGUACACCAAACUGUACAAGGAAAACAAGCGGCAGGAAAGACUCCUCACACUCUGCGGCUGUGUGGACAGAGGGAAGGACAAACCUGCCUGCUGUGUUGCAUCUUCCACCUCAGGCACUGUAACAUCCAGCAGAGGAUCACAAUUACUUGAGCCUGAAAUUCUUCACACGAGGAACGUUUUGGCUAGUGCCCCAGCUAUAUCCGAGCUGAAGGAUUCGUGCGUCCAGUGCUCCCCAGUGUUGCUAGACACAGCCUGUGGUCCGUCGGAAACAAGCCGCUCCAACCAGGGUUGCCAAGCCUGCCCACCGAGCCAGGACCAAGCCUUUGAGACUGGAUUCCAGGCAACGAGCGGUGGCGUUCGCAUGAAGAUGGCCUGCCGCGGCUUGUCUGGCAGCAGCGAUUCCUCUGUCUCGGUUUGCGGCAAGUCGCGCAAGAUGGGCCACAUGUCGACCUCGAUUCCCUCCAGCUGGAGGAAGAACAAGCCCCUGGCGAGGGACCGCAAGGCCAAGACAGUCUGGAACCUCCCAGUCGUUUCCUGUUCCAUCGCAAAACCCGAGGCAGUGUCGCAGGAGAAUUUUCAGACAGAGAUGCCCAAGGUUGCUUCAGGAAUUGCCACUCCUCCAGUGAGAGACGACGCCUUCGUAGUCAUUGAGAUGCCUGAACCGAGCCACACUUCUGUCACGCUUGAUGAUUCUGAGAACAUGAUGGCACCUCGUUGCUCGAUCUGCUCCAGUGUGCCAAUUGAUUUGGAGGAUCAUCUGCGAGCGAUGCAUAUGAAGCAGCUCUGUCCCAUCUGCAGCAAAAUGUUCGACACAACUCUGCCACCCAUGUACCUGCAGCUCCAUGUGGAUGACCACUUCAGACAGGCAUCUUGUGACUAACACAUUGGCUCGAGGAAAGGGCACGUCUCGUAGACAGGCCUUGCCAAGUGCUGAUGGUUGUUAUUGCCGUGGCAUUCCUCACAAUUGUGUUUGAGGAAUGACCCCUCGGCUGCACAUUCAUGUGCUGCACAUCUUCCGUAGUUGCCUGAAUUUUAAGGACGAAGUUCAAGUUAAUUUUAAUAUUAAAACUUAAGUGGUACAUCCUAACAGUAGCCACAUAACAGUGAAAUAAUUCCAAUAAGGGGAAAAUGUUUGUUACUGACAAUUACUGUGGGUUGAAGUCCCUCUUUUAGCAAGGGUAUUCAGUCUUGUGUGCAUUGGUUUGGGCUUGACGAAGAAAGUACUUUUUGGUGUUUAGACGGGUACUUUUGUAUACGCGCCAGUAGCAUUAAAUCGCGGUGACUGAAUUAGAUUGGAUGUGUAGAGGGCAUAACAUUUGGGGUGUUUUAUAUUUUCUUAAAUUGUAUUUCAGUUAUCAUAGGAGUUAUUUUGGGCUGUUUAACCUUGGUCAAUGCUUUUUGUGUUAAUUUGACAUUUAGUGGAACAUGCUUAAUGGUGCAAGAGCCUUUCUUUCUGAUAAGUGAGCAUAAAGUGACAUGGAGAUUUGAUCUCGAGUACGGACCAUAGCUUGUUGUGAAAAUAAGAACUGCACUGUGUAUUCGUCCUUGGAAAUGUGUUCUUUUGAGCACGCUGCUGCUCCUGUUAUUGCCAGCCGAGUACCAUUUGUAACUUUAGCAUCUCCAAGCUAGUGUGCAAGUUGGUCUGUAUUAACAUGCACUUGAAGCCAAAUAUUCCCAUAUAGAAUUAGUUUUCUUUUAACCUCAUAAUACGAGAAGCGUCACAACCAGUCUUGUUUGUGUUAAUACUAGUUGGUGUAGGGGUGUUGUUGAAGAUGUCUCAAGUAGGGAUGGUGUGAAUAUUUUCAAACCUAAGGUUCGAAGGUUGAACCAUUUGGUACAAAAGGUUUAAAACGUUGCAAGCUGGAUGUGUUUUCAAUAAUUCUCAGAGUUUUAGACUUAUUAUGUAGAGCAGGGGCUCCCAAUCCUUUUCGUCCUAGGGAACUCCAGCAAGCCUCGAAAAGUCCAACCCCCUCCCCCCCCUUGGCCCUCUCUUUGUUGCCAGCCGAUCAUACCGGGCAAUAAAGGCAUUUAGAUAGCGAACAAAAGUUUACUGCCCUGACAGAACUUGACAAAAUGGAGGACUACAGACAGAAUAAGAAGGCAGAGGGAUUCACCUGGGGCACAAUGUGAAAUAUAUAUACAUAUUAGUGUGAAGGGUGAGGUUGCUUUGCUCGCAACAUUAAUUCAAUUCAUGGCUCAGUCCGUGGAAGGUUAAACUAGAGGGAGAGGGCACUGCAAUUUGGGUGCUUGUGGAACCCCUGUGUUCCUCGGAAUCCAGUUUGAGAACCCCUGAUGUGAAGCAAUUUACAGUUUUUUUACUUCCAAGUUUAUUUCACUUCAGAUUAGACGAAUUUCGAACCUGCAAAGUUCGGCAGCUUUUUUAAACUCCGAACCAUAUCAAAGAUUAGAGAUUCAAAGGUAAAUCUAAUGUAAGUACUGGGUUUAGCCUCCAGAACAUGGUUCACUCAGAAACUAUGCCUUAGCCACUGUUAAAAAUGACCAAUAACCAUACAUACACAAUUCUGAAAAAAUGUGCGAUCAUCAAAAAUAGAAGUAAUCGAGUGAUCUAAAUCUGUCUAUUUUUGUAGAAGUCUGGUUGCAAGAGGCAAGCCAAGCUGCCAAGCCAUAUAGCGAGCAGGACCAGUGAAAACACAGUGAGGGUGCAGGCAAGCUUGUGUAAGUUUACCAUUAUGUUAAAGCAUCUGAGACUAAGUGUGAAAAAACCUUGAGACAACCGAAAGCAUAAGAGACAGGGAAAGGUGUCAGUCAGACAACGUCUCAAUAAGUUCAAGUUAAUUUUAAUAUUAAAAAGUAAUACCUACAUUCUAACUGUAACCACGUAACAGCAAGGUAGUUCCAAUAAGGGGAAAAUGUUUGUCAGGCAGACGUUGUCUCCCUGACUUCUUUGCCUGUCUCUCUACUUUUGGUUUUUUCAAGGUUUUUUCGCACCCAGUCUUGGGGUGUUUUAACAGAAUGGAUCAGCAGUGAGCUGGUGGCGGCGGUGGUGGCAGCACUGGUGGCAGCAUUAGCUUUGCCUUUGACUGAAGUCUAUGUUUUUCAUCUCAUUUCUGAGCUUUGCUGAUCAUAGCUCAUAUGUCAGCUGCAACAGAAACAAAAAUACUGUUCUAUGUAAAUUUGAAACAUUAUUUAAAAUAAUGGAACUCUGACAUCCAGAAGAUUCAAACACUUGACAAAACUUGCACCUUGGGGGGUUGUUUGCGACAUCUCUAGUUUUAAGUGACCAGAUAUUGUGAAGAACUGUAAUACUUUGUUUAGGUUCAUCGCUGUACAGGAUUGCAGUGAGGACUGAUUUGAUUUUGUGUGUGCUAUUACUUCUUAAGACAAGCUUCAACUGCAAAUAUAAUCCUAUAGUCAUGCUACCAAUAAAAAUGCACGGUCAUGGGAUCUGCACUGAUUGUUGCCUGAUGGUGCUUUUAGAAGUGAUUUGUAGGAUAGCUUUCUUCAAAUGUUAAUGAAAUAAGGAAGUUUUUGUUGUGGUAUGCAUUUCAUUGAUCCAGCCUUAAAGAGGUACUGCUGUGAUUUUUUAAGCCACCACAAUUAACUAUAUUUUCUGAAUGA
This is a messenger RNA of Ixodes scapularis (black-legged tick), 5101 nucleotides long. RefSeq lists its product as uncharacterized. Bases 393 to 2402 code for a protein of 669 amino acids. Lineage: Eukaryota; Metazoa; Arthropoda; Arachnida; Ixodida; Ixodidae. The transcript has 14 exons. The record is from RefSeq and is a predicted model, not a curated record.